AAAAAAAAAAGAAAAAAAAAAAAAGUUGCUGGCGGUGGGCAUAGGCGGUGCAACAGUGGCUCCUAUUCUUCGUUCGAUCAUACUUGUCUAACUUGACACUUAAGACGACAUGGACAUGACAGGGAAGGCUUGUUCUUCGUCUUCAGCUGCUAUCCCAGAGCAAUAUGAAGACGAUGAAGAUUUGAUGCUGUAUGGUGGUGGGUCGGGUUGGGUGGAGCCGAGAACAUGGUGUGAUCAUCUCCCUUCUCUGACUUCCGAUUUCUCUCACAUUCCCACCCCUGACACUUCCUGCUUCAGGUGUCAUCACCCUGCUGAAAACUGGUUAUGCUUGUUCUGCAAAGAUGUCCUCUGUAGCCGAUUCAUAAAUAAGCACAUGCUUGCACAUUAUGAGGAGAAGGGCCAUUGUCUAGCACUUAGCUACAGUGACUUGUCGGUUUGGUGUUUCGCUUGUGAUGCAUACUUGGAUGCUCAAGUCAUUCAAAAGCUGCGUGUCGCAUAUGAAACUGCUUACAUACUGAAAUUUGGAGAAGCUCCACCAGUCCGCACGGUUGAAUGCAUGCAGUUGGAAGACACGAGGACUGGCAAUUCAUGCUAGUGGUGGCUUGUAUAUAGAAAGGAAGACCGUGGCUAAUGUGCACUUUAGGCUAAAAUAAUGCUGCAAUUUAGUAGUGUAAAUCUACGACUAAGCAAUACUUUGGUGAAUGGUGACCAUCGUCAUUUGUUUUUA
This is a messenger RNA of Beta vulgaris subsp. vulgaris (sugar beet), 727 nucleotides long. RefSeq lists its product as uncharacterized. The transcript is spliced from 4 exons. The coding region runs from base 110 to 595 and encodes 161 amino acids. NCBI's taxonomy places the organism in Eukaryota, Viridiplantae, Streptophyta, Magnoliopsida, Caryophyllales, Amaranthaceae. The record is from RefSeq and is a predicted model, not a curated record. Gene Ontology annotation, molecular function: zinc ion binding.